This is a messenger RNA of Peniophora sp. CBMAI 1063, 1908 nucleotides long. NCBI's taxonomy places the organism in Eukaryota, Fungi, Basidiomycota, Agaricomycetes, Russulales, Peniophoraceae. The record is from the annotation of a GenBank genome assembly.
AUGCCCCCUCCUGUACCUUCCAUACUAGAGCAAUCCUACGGCCCCAACACGGCCAUUCGCUCGUAUCUCGUUCGGAUUGUAGAAGCCGACUCGGAUGAGGGAACUAGCGAGGGAGCAAGAAGUCGACAAGGUGACAUUACGAACGGAUCAAAGUUGGCGCUCCGAAGGCGAUGCUCGUCUCUCACUUCCCCCGUCCAUGUACUGGGUGCAUACAAGCCAGUAGAUAAGAAGAUUCGGCCCGUACCUGGCGUCUUUCCACAAGAGGCCGCGGUGACCCGAACAAUCCCUGAAGAUCCUCUGCUUUCUCUACCCGUCCUACCAACACACCCGCCCGACUUCGAGCCAACCGAGCGGCUCUCGCGCGAGCGUCUCGACUCCAUGAAGCUCAACGAGGACGGGACACUUUGGCCAGAAGAAGUCAAGUUAUUCGAACACAUCAUCAGGUUAUGCGAUAAAUCACUGGCAUUCAGCGACGACGAACGAGGUACGCUAAGGCAAGACUACUUCUCUGAUUACAUUAUACCGACAGUUCCGCAUAUACCCUGGACGCACAAGAAUAUCCCUAUCCCGCCGGGAAUCGAACCGCAGGUCAUCACGAUGCUCAAGGACAAGAUCCGUGCUGGCGUGUACGAACCCGCCCAAUCUAGCUACCGUUCUCGCUGGUUUUGCAUUGUUAAGAAGAACGGUAAGCUGCGCAUCGUUCAUGAUCUACAAACGCUCAACGGGGUCACUAUCAAGGACACUGGCGUACCUCCGCACCUCGAUCCAUUUGUAGAAAAGUUUGCGGGACGCGCGUGCAACACCGUCUUCGACCUGUUCUGGGGCUUCGACACCCGCCGUAUACACCCCGCCAGCCGCGACAUGACCGCGUUUCAGACCCCGCUUGGUACGCUACGGCUUACGGCCAUGCCUAUGGGAUUUACGAACUCACCCGCCGAAUUUCAGAACUGCAUGGUAUUCAUCCUGGGCCCUGAAAUACCCGAGACCGCCAACAUCUUCAUCGACGACCUCGCUAUCCGCGGACCUGCUACGGUGUACCCUGAUGCGGACGGCAAUCCAGAGCUGUUCGAGCAUAACCCGGGCAUUCGUCGGUAUGUCUGGGAACACGCUCAGGAUGUCCUUCGCGUGAUGCAUCGCAUCAUGUGCGCAGGUGCGACGUUUAACCCGCUCAAGGCGCAAAUAUGCGCACGCUCAGUAACAAUACUAGGGCAAACCUGUACGCCCGAGGGCCGGUCAGUUGAAUCGAACAAGUCCGAAAAGAUCUCGGAAUGGCCUGCGCCGCGCAACGCGACCGACAUACGCGGGUUCUUGGGUCUGUGUGGCACAGUACGCAUCUGGAUCGAGGGCUAUUCAAAGCUCACGCGACCACUCACAGAACUCACACGGAAGGACGCCGAAUUUGUAUGGACUGACGCUCGCCAACAGGCAUUCGACGAACUCAAGCAGCGAGUCGCUUCCGCUCCCGCUCUGCGUUCGAUCGACUAUGAAAGCGGCCGCCCCAUCAUUCUGUCCGUCGACUCCAGUCAAACGGCGGUAGGAUUCAUUCUCUCGCAGCUUGACGAGCACGGCAGACGACAACCUGCACGAUAUGGCUCCUUACCUAUGGGCGACGUCGAAAGCCGGUACUCACAAGCAAAGCUAGAAUUGUAUGGCCUGUUCCGCGCCAUGAAGGCGUUUGGUCUCUACCUAGUCAACGCGCACCCAUCACCACCUGGGGUGGGACCUUACGGAACGUCCCAUAUCUAUUCACAUGGCCGUUCCGAACGGGGGCCUCGCCGUUCCGAACGUGGACCUUUUCCGAACGGGCCUCAGGGCAAGGCACCUUUCGGCCGGCAAUCAUCGCCGAAGGCGAUUGACACCGAGACGCACGUGCACGCAGCCAAGGUCAAAGAACAAAACGACAUUUGA